AUGCGACUUGUUGUGGUAACUCCCCCAGGUGUCUCCAUUACAGUGAAGGAGAAAGGUGAUAGUAUGUUCCCCUCUCCCCAGAGAACAUAUCUACAGGCACAAACAGGAUGUCUACGUGCAUGUAUGUGUGUGCGUGUGUGCGUGUGUGCGUGUGAGUGUGUGUAUGUGCGCGUGUGUGUGUGUGUGUGUACUGUAGAUUUGUGUGUGCAUGUGGCGCACAGUGCAGUUAGGAGGCCACCCGAUGUGACACAGACACACAGGUACCAAUCGAGGCCAAACUAUAAUGGCCUUUUCAGCCCAGAGAUGCUUUCCUUUCAACUGGAACUUUGCAGCAGACAGAGUAUGAUCUCAAUCUCAAUGUGUGUAAAACAUGUUGUGUUGGCACAAACAGGUGUAUGCUGAAGCAGCUUCUGUCUCGCCCUACUCGUGAUCAAUGAUGUAUAUAGACGUGAAUAAUAUACUGUAUAGGAUGUAGGUAUACGCUCGUGAUAGAGGAGACAAUGUUACUGAGGCACAUUUGCACUAACGGAAUAAACCCACAGGCAUAAAUGCAGGAACCUUGAUUUCCACGUUUGUGUUUAAAUAGCGUUAGUGAAAACUAGACCAUAUGUAGACAGAAUAUAGUGUGUAUGAUGUAUGCAGUAUGUCUUUGAAUAGACCCAUACAACUAACUAACUAACUAACUAACUAACUAACAAACAAACACAUUUCAGUGAGAGUUUAUUCUCAUUGGGUUAGAUCCAUUCUCAUUGGGUUAGAUCCAUUCUCAUUGGGUUAGAUCCAUUCUCAUUGGGUUAUAUCCAUUCUAUGGGUUAAAGAUCAUCUCUUUGGGGUUUAUAUCUUUCUCAUUGGUUAGAUCCAUUUUUUUGGGUUAUACCUUUCUUUGGGGUUUAAAGAUCCUUCUCAUUGGUUAUAUCCAUUCCAUUGGGUUAGAUCCAUUCCUUUGGGGUUAUAUCCAUUCUCAUGGUUAGAUCCAUUCGGGGUUUAGAUCCAUUCUCAUUGGGAGAUAAUUCUCAUUGGUAUAAUCCUUUCUCAUUGGGUUAGAUCAUUCUCAUUGGGUAAAUCCAUUCUCAUUGGUUGAUCCAUUUCAUUGGUUAACCAUUCUCAUUGGGUUAGAUCCAUUCUCAUUGGGUUAGAUCCAUUUUCAUUGGGUUAUAUCCAUUCUCAUUGGGUUGAUCCAUUCUCAUUGGGUUAUAUCCAUUCUCAUUGGGUUAUAUCCACUGCCCUAUAUACUGUAUAAAGUAUUUGUCCUUGGUUAUAUCUGCCAGUAAAUGACAGGGCAUGUGGUUUAUACUGUAGGCCUUGGGUUCAGAAAAUACCUCACUGUGGGAAGAGCAGUAAAGAUAAGCCAUAUUCUUCUAGGUGCAAUAUGGUACGAAUGAUUAAUUCCCUAAAUGUGGGACAAGGACAGGUCAGGGCUCGGGGGAGAGUCUUCCACAAGGGGGGUGUAAUGCAGUACUAUCCACUGUAAUUAUGUCAAAUCUGUCCUGAUUCUUUAUAUGGUAUGACCCCUGUAAAGUGAGAUGGCACACCUCAAGAAGCCCAGUGUUUGAACUUCAGUCUAUAACAGUGUCAAAUGUCGUUGAUUCUACAGAGGGAAAUACAUUUGUGUUAUUCAGAUGGUAUGACUGUAUAAAAUACAGAAUUAAUCUCCCAGACACACACACACACUCUUACACAGUGGUCCAUUGAGAACUUCCACAGGAGGAAAAUCUGUGUGAUGCGCCUGCUGAUGACACAGGACAUGAGAUAUGUUACUGUGGAGACAGUGUAAUGUAAGGGCCUCUGUGGAGAGUCAGGGGGUCAGAGAAGGGGGACAGUUUAUGAAGGUGCACUUUGUUGCUCUUUCUUUAUCUCUGUCUCUCUCUCCUAGCUUCUGUCUCCCCUCUCGUCUCCUCGAGCUCUCGAGGAGAAGCGCUCUGUAGAGGUAGAGAGAGCGAAAGAAAGAGAAAUCUCGCUCUCUCUACUCUCCUCUCUCUCUCACUCUCUCUCUCUCUACUCCUCUCUUCUCUCCUCUCUCUCAUUCCUCGAGCACGGUCUCGGUCCUGCUACGUCCUCUCUCCCCUCCAAAUCCUAUAACAUUGUAUCUGGACAGUGUGGCCAUGGUGACUGAAAUCGGAACUUUCAGAAACCUGAGGAUCUCUGCUCAUCGCUGUCUGGUGAGAUGUCCUUCUUCCUGUUAUAGGAAUCAGAGAGGAUAUAGAAGUGUUAUUCCAGUCCGGCAUCGCAUCACACUGCUCAGCCUGCACUCCACUCUCUCCUCUCAUCAUGAACCUGCUAGUAGUCUGUCUGUGCUAUGUGCUUUUGGAGCUCUUGGCAGUCAAUUGUAAGUAUAGCAUUUUCCUCCUAGUUGUCAUUUUAUUCAUAAAGUGAAUACUUCAUUAUCAUUUAUUCAGGUUUUUAUGUGACUCAGAGUCCAGAGAUAUGCUGAUGAUUUGUGUGUUUAUGUAUGAAUUGCUUUCAAUAAUAUGCAUGAUAAAACGAUGCAUGAUAAAACGAUACAUGAUAAAACGAUGCAAGAUAAAACGAUGCAUGAUAAAACGAUGCAUGAUAAAACGAUGCAUGAUAAAACGAUACAUGAUUAGCAUUGUGUUGUCUUGCUUGCUCAUCUUUGCAUGCUGACUGCCUCCUGAAGUAGAAGCCUGUGUACUCAGCAGUUGUAAUGUUAAACGUAAUGCUCAGGAUCUGGAUAUCUGUUUUAACUUGUUAUAAUGGUAUUAUAAUGGUAUCACGAUCCUUUGAUGUUGAACAGAACAGAAUUUAGAUUAUAAAUUUGAUUGUCAAUAGAAAAUCUAAUCUGAACUCAUAGCGCAGGUUUCUUAAAAAAACAGAUUAAGCCUGGUCCUGGACUAAACAACAUGCCCAAAGGAGAUGUUCUAUUUAACAUGCCUUGUUGUCCGGAACUAGGUAGAAACCGGCCCAUACAGUAUUACCAACAGUAACAAUGACAGUGAUUUCUCCUCUCUCUUCUAUUCUGACCACAGGAAAGUGAGUGUGGCUGAGUGUUGCAUAACCUUGUGAAGGCAAGGCAAGCUCUCUCAGGUUUUACACAGCCCCUGUGAGGUCGAGGAGAGAGGAAACACUAGGAGGAGGGAUGCGUCCCAAACGGCACCCUAUUCCCUUUAUAGUGCACUACUUUUGACUAGGGCCCAUUGGGAUCUGGUCAAAAGUAGUGCGCUAUGUAGGGAAUAGGGUGCCAUUUGGGACACAUCCUAGAGGAGACACUAGAGGACACAGGUAGAAGGUCAGGUCAGACAGGGGUGCCUUUACUCGCCUCUGGAGUCGGAGGUCACAGAACCAGCAACAGUAAUGACUGCUAGCUGAGCCUGGUGAGGUCACCUACCUCAUUCAAAGACACAUCAAUCUUUUGUCUUGCCCAUUCACCCUCUGAAUGGCACAGAUACACAAUCCAUGUCUUACAUUUACAUUUACAUUUUAGUCAUUUAGCAGACGCUCUUAUCCAGAGCCACUUACAGUUAGUGAGUGCAUACAUUUUCAUACAUGUCUUAAUUGUUUCAAGGCUUAAAACUCCUUAUUUAACCAGUCUCCUCCCCUUCAUCUACACUGAUUAAAGUGGAUUUAACAAGUGACAUCAAUAAGGGAUCGUAGCUUUCACCUGGAUUCACCUGGUCAGUCAAUGCCAUGGAAGGAGCAGGUGUUCUUAAUGUUUUGUACACUCAGUGUAUAUUCUAUGUAUUAUACUAUAUAUUAAAAACGCUUAAUAUAUAGUGGGGGGGGUGCAACUCAAUAUGAGGAAGGUGUUCUUAAUGUUUUGUACACUCAGUGUAUAUUAUAACACAUCACAUACACAGUAUAAUACUAUACGUUGUUUCCAUGGCUCCCUGCAGGUCAGAACCUCAUACAGGGCCGUAUAGUCGGAGGCUACGCGCCAGCCCCCAACUCCAUCAAAUACAUUGUAUCCCUACAGACCACCAAGGGACCAGCACUUCUGUGGAGGGUCUCUAGUACACAAGUACUGGGUGCUUACAGCCGCGCACUGUAACAUAGGGUAAGUCAGUCAACAUACUGCGUUAUUAUUACACUGAGGAGAAGUUAGUGUGACUCCCAACACUGUAUCCAUAUGAAUAUGCAUGCAGAUGUUGAAGCGGAUGUCUUUGAAGGUAGGUGUCUCCAGAUCAGAUUAAAAGCGUUAUUAUAACUUGAAUGGGAUCAUGGGGUGCGUCCCAAUAACCUCUCCUUCCUCCUGAAGUGUGCACUUGUUCACCUACUCUCAACAAAUGUAAAAGCACUGUAUUGGUUUAGGCAUGGGCUAAGGGUUGUUUCCAUAUACCAGUCAUUUCCUCUAAAAUUCAAGUGUCACGUUUUAUAUUGUCACGUGCACUAGUACAGUGAAAUGCCUUUCUUGCCUGCUCUUUCCCAACACUGCAGUAGUAUGAUCAAAAAUACAUUUUAAAAAGUCAAGCAGAACAAAAACACACAAGAAAUAGAAAUAACAGUUUAUUACUGGCCACCCCAUUCCAAAACAGACUGCAACUCUUUGUUAAGGGUUUCAGUGACUUCAUUAGCUGUUUUGUUCCUGAUGCGUAUAUGGUUGAAUCAUCAGCAUGCAUGGACACACAUGCUUUGUUUAAUGCCAGUGGUCAGUCCUGGCAUCCAUAGUGUAGUCUAUGGAUUUGAGAGUAGUUGCAUUUCUCCAGCCCCAUCCCUCAGCUUUUUACUGAAGCUGUGGCGGGGAAACGCUUUGUUAACGUUUCAAUUAAGAAUUGCUGCUUUAAACACCUUUAAUAGAGUAAUAGUGAGUGAGUUACUUUUGUGCCAUUAAUAUCAAGCAAAACUUCUGAAGUCGAGAACAAAAUUAUUUGUACUGCAAACAAAAAUAAUGACAUUGAAAGCAAAACGUAAAACCCAAAAAGUAUUGAUAGCAAAACAAAAUAUUGCCAGGAAAUAUUUUCGAAAUGUGAGAUCAAAUGAAUUGUAAAUGGAUACCAAAAAUAUUUUCAGUGAAAAAUGUCUUAUGACAACAUGAUAAAAUAAAACGUCUCCCUCUUUCCUGCUACUUUCCUUUCAUUGGUUAUGUUACCCUGGCCUUUGCUUUCAUUGGUUAUGUUACCCUGGCCUUUGCUUUCAUUGGUUAUGUUACCCUGGCCUUUGCUUUCAUUGGUUAUGUUACCCUGGCCUUUGCUUUCAUUGGUUAUGUUACCCUGGCCUUUGCUUUCAUUGGUUAUGUUACCCUGGCCUUUGCUUUCAUUGGUUAUGUUACCCUGGCCUUUGCUUUCAUUGGUUAUGUUACCCUGGCCUUUGCUUUCAUUGGUUAUGUUACCCUGGCCUUUGCUUUCAUUGGUUAUGUUACCCUGGCCUUUCCUUUCAUUGGUUAUGUUACCCUGGCCUUUGCUUUCAUUGGUUAUGUUACCCUGGCCUUUGCUUUCAUUGGUUAUGUUACCCUGGCCUUUGCUUUCAUUGGUUAUGUUACCCUGGCCUUUCCUUUCAUUGGUCAUGUUACCCUGGCCUUUGCUUUCAUUGGUUAUGUUACCCUGGCCUUUGCUUUCAUUUGUUAUGUUAUCCUGGCCUUUGCUUUUUUGCCUUUUUUCCAGUUACAAUAUUUGUCACAUUAAGUCCAGCAACAUAGCACCGUGCGUCCCACUGCUGGUUUCCCUCUGAACCUAAGCAGGGUCGGUCCUGGUCAGUCCCUGGAUGAGAGAUCAGGUAUAGCUGGAAAUUGUGAUAAAUAAAUGUUCACACGUGGGGUAUAUUUUUUCUCUCUCACGUGUUGAAAACGUCACACGUGUCCGAAAACCACGUGUCUCGUGAAAAUGUUUAGAAAAAAAACAAAGAAUCUCACACCGUUUUUUUUCAGCGAUGAUUUUUUCAUAUUUUGUUGUUGUUGUAAGAGUCAGUCAUGAUCUCUGUUUGUUCGUUGUUAGCAGCGUCAGUGGGGGCUGGGACUGGGAGGUCAGACAGACAGCAAGGGGAAUAAGAGACAGCUCAGCAGGGCAACCUUGGCAUGUCUGUCAUCGCAGCGUGCGUGUUACACGGCGAGGUGUCAACAUGUCAGACGUCGUAAGUUUAGAAAGGAUAACAGUCACAUUGUUCCCGUUUCACACAGAGAAGCAUUGUACCCACUUAUACACACACUUCAGUGCAGUCAGCGCAAAGCAAAAUGUUUGGGACAUUGAACGCACCUCAGAUGUCUUUUCCUCUGUUCUUAUUUGAAUAAAGCAGAAGGGGAUAUUUAUUUUAAAUAACGUUAGUCAGUGUUUGCCAAGUUGAACACAGCUCAAAUUGCGCUCCCCCUCUAAGGACAGAGCAGAUGGCAAUACUUCACGUUUACUAACUGUAAACAACGAAGUUGAAUGUAUAUCUGAUGUCUUCCUCAACUCUCCUCUCCUCCCAGGACAGAGCAGAUGAUGAUUGUGGCAGGGGACUACUCUCUGAGUACUUUUGAGGGAACGGAGCAGUACUCCAAGCCUCACAGACUCAUCCCCCAUCCUCUGUACAACAAGACCACCAACAACGCUGACAUCAUGCUCAUCAAGGUACCGGAUACAACCAUAGACAAUUUACAUAUUUACCUACCUUUCAUAUUCAUGUAUAUUAUAACAUCAUUGGAUACAGCCGUUUUAUGAUGUUUGGCCAAGUGAUAGGCCUUGUAUUAGAGUAACUAGGUGUAGUACAUUUGUAAUUACCUUGUAAUAACUUAGUAAGUAUUUCAGUUUAGUUCAGUUCAAUUCUGUUCAGUUCAAUUCAACUCAACUCAACUCACCUCAGUCAAUUCAACUAAACUCAACUCAAUUCAACUCCCCCCUCUAUCUCUUUUCUUCCACCCUGUGCAGCUGAGGGUUCCCAUGGUGAUUGGUAGCUAUGUGUCGCUGGCGCCCCUCCCUCGGCAGGGUACAGGGGUUAUGGCGGGGCGGGUAUGUCGGGUAUCGGGGUGGGGGUACACCUCUCUGGGAGGGGGUCAGAUCCCCUCCACCCUGCUGACUGUCAAGCUGCCCAUCGUGUCAUCGGCCAGGUGCAACAGCAGCGAGUCGUUCAACGGAAACAUCACCUCCAACAUGAUCUGUGCCGGAUACAACGCUGGAGGCAAGGAUGCGUGCAAGGUACUGGACCUGAUAGAUGUAACAGGAUUUUUUGAACACGCCCUAUUGGCCUGUCAGUUCCCACUAGCUGUAUAGUAGGGUAGUUAAGGGUGCGUUCAAGAACCUAUUACAUUAUGCUAUAGUUACACAACACAAUUACGUUUUAAUUUCACAUUUCCUCUCUUCUUGUGAUAGUGACCUACCUUGUGGUGGCCUCAGUAAAAGAGACGUGUUGUCAUGGAAACUGAGUGAGGGUGUGGUGUACCUUGUGGUGUAUCUUGUGGUUUCCAGGGGGAUUCCGGCGGGCCGCUGGUGUGCGAAGGGCGUGUCUACGGUGUGGUAUCCUGGGGAAACGGCUGCGGAGAUGCCAAGUUUCCGGGCGUUUACACGGCGGUGUCCAAGUUCCGGCGGUGGGUCGACAGAACCAUCUACAGCUCCUACAUUCGCUGCCUGAAGUAUUAA
Coregonus sp. 'balchen' is the source of this 7499-nucleotide messenger RNA. The record is from the annotation of a GenBank genome assembly. Lineage: Eukaryota; Metazoa; Chordata; Actinopteri; Salmoniformes; Salmonidae.